UCAUCCUCUCGUAGGAAAUCGACCAUAAAUCUCAGAAGACACACUAGAAUUGACGACAACUUAGGCGGAGGAUCAUCAACUUUGGAACUUGAAAAACUCGAACAAGAGAUAACGUUAGUUUUACAACAGAUAGAUACCAAUUUAUCAAGGUCAAAUAGCAUUAUAAAUGACAGGUUAUUUCCUAUACUUCGAAAAUAUGCAACCCUGACAUCAGCAGCUUGGAACAAUGUUAGUUUUUGGAAGUAUUUCUUAGAAGAAGCAGCUGAAGUGGAAAUACAAGAUUAUGAUGAGGAUCCAAAGGCAGCUACAGAACGUAAUACAUUAGCAAAUUCGAAAGUGGCUAACUUCAACUCCUCAGAUGAUGAAACUAGCGAGAAUGAAAAAGCGCUUGAACCGCUGAAAAGACCUGUGCUUAAGAAUAUUCAAGCUGGUGAAGAAACCGGUACUUGGACCGCUGAACAGCAGAGAGGAUUAUUGAAGAAUCAGCAAAGCCAAUAUCAAAUCCAAGCAUCCACCCCACAACUAGCAUCUAGACCUUCUCUCAUUGCAGAUCAUGACAAUAAUAAAAAUAUCAUGGGUCCACCAGCCACUGCUAUAAGGUUUGACUCAAAUGAUACUUUUGCGCCUCCUCCCCCAGUGGCUACAUCUAAUAGUCAACCACAGCAAAUGUUUAACACGCUCAUGAAUAACCUAUCCCCUAUAAGAAGAAAUCAAAAUAAUGAACCAAAACAAUCUCACAUAGUUACUCUUGAUAACCAUAGAAAAGUGUUAAUAUCACCAAAGAAAUCAUCCGCUCGUACACAGAUUUUCGAUAACGCUGAUAAUAAAAGAACAUCAAUGAUUCAAAAUUUCAUAAAUUCUUCACCUACUUUACCAGAACCACCAAGAUUACUAUCAGAAAUCGGUAGAAGUUCAUUUGGUAAAAGUGGAGGUAGUAGUAGCAAUGGAGAAAAUCAUGAAAACAUACCAAUUAGCUCAUCAGAUAAACAAUUAAAUAAGUUAUCACCAAUUCAAAUUGGUGAAGUAACCCCAAAUCAUAGGAAAAGAACGAGUAAUGAGGAACUACAAAGAUUUCCCCGAACUCCAAUUUUUUCUUCAGGAGGUAAGAGAACCAGAAUUAGUGGUGCCAAUGAUUUGAAUGUUGAUGUUGACGUGACCAGAACCCCAUUGGGAGUUAGGAUCAGGUAUGGUGAUGAUGACAGCGAUUUACAACCUCCUGAUUUACAGAAUAAACCUUCGGACUUAAUUGAUGCAAACCAAGACCCAGAAGAUGAAGAUGUCCCCCCAUUACCAGAAUUGGAAACUAUAGAGAUACAGAAUAGAAAGAGAAGAGUGGAAGGGUCUCCUACCAAAAAGUCAAAUGGUGAAAGAGAUAAAUUACCUGUAGAUGAUGAUGAGGAAAAUGUAUUUCUUGAAGGCAACUCUCAAACUCAAAAUCAAGAACGUAAUUCUACAGUGUACCAUUCAAUCAUUCAACAGGAAGAAGAAAAUCCAAAAAGGUCCUAUUCAAACUUAUUCCAAGAUCAUAAUGUUAACGAUAAACAAGAUAAUGCUAAA
Hyphopichia burtonii NRRL Y-1933 is the source of this 1557-nucleotide messenger RNA. It is a transcript of the gene ASK1, whose product is annotated as Ask1p. The transcript has a single exon. The record is from RefSeq and is a predicted model, not a curated record. Gene Ontology annotation, cellular component: DASH complex; mitotic spindle; mitotic spindle pole body. Gene Ontology annotation, biological process: attachment of spindle microtubules to kinetochore. Lineage: Eukaryota; Fungi; Ascomycota; Pichiomycetes; Serinales; Debaryomycetaceae. The annotation marks the transcript as partial.